Messenger RNA from Lutra lutra (Eurasian river otter), 1538 nucleotides. It is a transcript of the gene RTN1, whose product is annotated as reticulon 1. Gene Ontology annotation, cellular component: neuron projection; postsynaptic density. The record is from RefSeq and is a predicted model, not a curated record. The transcript has 7 exons. NCBI's taxonomy places the organism in Eukaryota, Metazoa, Chordata, Mammalia, Carnivora, Mustelidae. Gene Ontology annotation, biological process: brain development; neuron differentiation; endoplasmic reticulum tubular network formation. The coding region runs from base 155 to 781 and encodes 208 amino acids.
CGCCCGCCCCUCGCCGCGCGCCGGCUGGUGCAGCCUCAGUCAGUCUGCAGCCGCGCGGCCACCGCGAGCCCUGCCGCUGCAGCCGGGGCGCCGACCCUGAGUGCCAGUUCCGCGCCCCCGAGGACAGCAACGGCGAGCCCCCCAAGCCCGUAAGAUGCAGGCCACUGCCGACUCCACCAAGAUGGACUGUGUAUGGAGCAACUGGAAAAGUCAGGCUAUUGACUUACUCUACUGGCGGGACAUCAAGCAGACCGGGAUCGUGUUUGGGAGCUUCCUGCUGCUGCUCUUCUCCCUGACCCAGUUCAGCGUUGUGAGCGUCGUGGCCUACCUGGCCCUUGCUGCGCUCUCGGCCACCAUCAGUUUCCGCAUCUACAAGUCUGUUUUACAAGCUGUGCAGAAAACCGACGAGGGCCACCCUUUCAAGACCUACCUGGAACUCGAGAUCACCCUUUCUCAGGAGCAGAUCCAGAAGUACACAGACUGCCUGCAGUUCUAUGUGAACAACACGCUUAAAGAACUGAGAAGGCUCUUCCUUGUCCAGGACCUGGUGGAUUCCCUGAAAUUUGCAGUCCUGAUGUGGCUCCUGACUUACGUUGGCGCUCUCUUCAACGGGCUGACCCUGCUGCUCAUGGCUGUGGUUUCAAUGUUCACUCUACCUGUAGUAUAUGUUAAGCACCAGGCACAGAUCGACCAAUAUCUGGGACUUGUGAGAACUCACAUAAAUGCUGUUGUGGCAAAGAUUCAGGCUAAAAUCCCAGGCGCUAAAAGGCAUGCUGAGUAAAUCAAUAUCCCACCGGGGACUGGACACAAACCAGAAUGUGUGGAGUGGUAACAGCUCUGUUCUUACAUGUUACUGCAAAUUGAUUGUUUUUCCCCCCAAUACCAUCAUCUUAGAGACAAACUCUCAACAGCUGUUUUCAGGCUGUUCCUGUACUCUUAGGAUAUUUGAGUCACUUGUGUCAAGCACUAAAGUAUAGAGAAAGUGUAUUAGAUGUGGUUUUAAUUUUGUGUUGCUAAAAAAAAAGUGCAUGAUGGUGAGAGCCCAAUUUAUUUUUUCUUCUUCGGUGUUCUCCUCCUCCUCUCUGCAGUGCUUCUGUAGCUUCUAAUGUCCCCUGUGGCUAGGCCUUUCCCGCCGAGUGCACUGAUGCAGUAGUGGAAACCGCUUACAUGUCUUGGGUUGCUGGUUGGAUUCAUCUUUAAUAACAAUAUAUAGAAUUGUAGACUGAUGUUUUAGUGUUUUUCCAACACUCAACAUAAAAAUAAAAACAGUCGGCCGUACUUCUGGUAAUCAGUUUUGUAUAACUUAAAAUAAUUAAAUAAAUGAACAACAGCCCCUCCCCCAAAAAACAUGCAGUACUUUUGUUGUGUGGGACUGACAGGCUGAUUUACAUGUAUGGUAAAAAGUACCAGCAUGUUAACUUUAUUACAAUUUGUAUUACUUUCUCUGUAGUUCCUAAUGGACCUAAUAUGGACUCUGGAUAUUUGCACUUAUGUACUUGAUACUGAAUGCAUAAAUAAAUGUUACUAAAUGUAAAACC